Messenger RNA from Alternaria burnsii, 273 nucleotides. RefSeq lists its product as uncharacterized. NCBI's taxonomy places the organism in Eukaryota, Fungi, Ascomycota, Dothideomycetes, Pleosporales, Pleosporaceae. The record is from RefSeq and is a predicted model, not a curated record. The transcript has 3 exons. The coding region runs from base 1 to 273 and encodes 90 amino acids.
AUGAAGCUCACUGUCCUCGUUCUAACAGCCGUCGCCGCUGUCGCUAUUGCCGGUGGCGGCAGUAAAAAGAGCGACGACGCUCUCUGCGCCGCGUGCAGGGAGGUGUACGUGCCUUGCAAGCAUAAAUGCGAUACCUCCGAUCGUACCGUGCUUUGCGAAACCUACUGCGAACUUCAGGUGUGCGAUUACAAGCCUCCUGGUUUCGAUAAGCCGUGUCACCCAACCUGCAUCUAUCCCAAGUGCAAGAACAGGCCCGGCCAUGACGAGAACUAG